AUGCGUGUGUUAAUUGGGGUGAAAUUAAUUGCAUUUCUCAUACACGGUGUUCUGACUGUGACGAGAACACCGUGCACACAGACAGCGCGAUUUGAAGACCCGAAAAAAGGUAGGUUAUAGGUUAUGAAUGUUUUCGUUUUAGAACAAGCCUCAACUUCCAACCCCUUGAAACCACCAGAUAACAGACAGGCAAUUUUUCCAUGACCAGUUUUAUUUGCUCGUGUAAAAAAAUGCGCUUACGGUAAAAAAAUGUGACCAUUUUUCCUUGCCAAGGAACCUUGUUCCAAAGCAAGUCAUCAGCUUUUGGACGAGAAAAUUUUAUUCGGCCGCCAAGGAAUACUUGACAAGUGCAAGUGCCUGAAAACAGACCUACGUUUCGCCCGCCCUAAAAUUCGCGGGUCGACGAAGGGGCGGGCGAAACGUAGGUCUGUUUUCUGGCUAUGAAACUUGUCCAGAAAUUAUAGGGGAAAUUUAAACUUUACUUAUAUACUGGAUAGCACUAUCGGUUCUAAACCGCUCUACCCCAAAGGAGCUAUCCGAUUAUUAUACGAAUAUUUUAAAAUAUUACUGUAGGAGGAACAGGUGUACUCGGAACCCGCGCAGGUGUUUACACUCUUUUCACAUAUCACCGACACACAAAUACAAUCAGACAACCGCACAUGAGUACAGGAUUUUACUUGGCGUGCAUAAAUUGUAGACAUGUAUAACACAAUCUGCAUACGUAUGGUUUCAGAUUAGCAAAAUAAUAAGUGUCCUAGCUUUAAUAAGUGUUUUCAUUGCAAGACAUUACUGAAUUCUCAUUUUUUACAGGCUACAGUUUAGAUGGCAAUGUCCUUGCCACAGUGAAUGUAGACAAUGCUGCAAAUUGCGUCGUCAAAUGUCUACAACAUCCCGAAUGUCAAUCAAUCAACUUCCAUGUCUCGGCCAAUCCCGAACAUGUUUGCGAACUGAAUAGCAAAACUGACAAUGACGUCACUUUAACUGUGAAUAGUGACGUCAUCUAUUAUGGACCAACCUUAUCUAAACAGGUAAAUAUAAUUCUGACUGACUUAGUGUUAGUUAAGGAGAUGUCUGUCUUUGGGACAUGUUUGUUUCAGAGAGAGGUCUACCUUCCAGGUGAUCUCGUGUUCGUAUUUUAGCCAAUCAGCGCUCAGAAAGGGUUGUCCGAAUAGAAAUCCAUUUUGAUGUAUUCAGUCAAUUAUAUCUUUCGUUAUUCUUUAUGAAACUAGUUGAAAUUUUGUUAUUAUGUUUGGUUAUGAGAACUAUAGCUCUGACAAAAAUAUGGAAUCGAAAUAAAGUAUAUUACAGGAGAUAUUCAGUUGUUUUAAUCAUAAAAUGGAUUUCUAUUUGACAACUAGUGCCAGUACUUUUCCGCGUAUCAAGAUCAUCUGGCCUUAGAGAGAUGCCUGUCUUACAGGCUUGCUUACACUUGCAACAGUGAUGUUAGGUGUGAUUCUCUUCUUCUGAUAGAUGUGAACGAGUGGAUAAGUUAUGGUUAUUCAGAUGAGGAUACAUCAUUGAACUAUAAAUAAACUGGAAGGCUAACUCAGGGGGGGAAAUUGAAGCCAGUGCAUUUAGUUUUUCUGAGUUAUGAGCAGAAAUACUCAACACUGAACGUUGGGCUAUAUAUCAAAUUGAAGCUAUUGAAAAAUGCUAUUUGGUGUAGAAAUUUCAAGACUUUAGCUAAAAGGGAAAUAUUGAAAAACUACAAACAUAAUUACCGAUAAUUUGCCGUUUUGCAGUUGUUUUUGUAUUUUUUAAAUAUUUUUCUUUUCGCUGAAGUCUUGAAAUUUCCACACCAAAUAGCAAUUUUCAAUAGCUUCAAUUUGAUAUGUAGCCCGACGUUUGGGGUCAAGUAUUUCUGCUCAUAACUCAGAAAAACUAUUUUGGCUUCAUCAAAUCAUAGGCCUUUAUCAUAGCAGUUAGCCUUCCAGUUUAUUUAUAGCUCAAUGGUGCUGCCUCCUCCGCACGCCUUCGUUGCGUCAUGGGAAGGUCACAAUCUGGCGAGGGCCUGCGGAAUCUUGUAAAAAAAAUGGCGCCGGCGUCACGUCAGCAAGUAAAUUUCUACAUAAUCUUGAAUAUAAACAGGAUAUAAAAAAGCGGCGUGAAACUUCUAAAUUAAACUGGCGACUCUAAGGACGUGGAAGGAAGCAUUUUUUAACGAGGUUUGUUGUCCACACCAACGUUGCACGAAUAAAACUGCCUUCUUUAACGAAGCAGGUUCAAAACAACAUUUAUUCAUUUUACAAGAUUCCGCAGGCACUCUCGAAAUCGUGACCUUCCCAUGACACAACGAGGGCCUGCGGAGGAGGCAGCAUCCCACUGCCCUCAUCUGAACAUCCAUAACUCAUCGACUCGUUCACAUCCAUCAGAAGAAGAACAUCGCACCUAAAAUCACUGCAAAAAUUGCAAAUGUAAACGGACCGGUAGCAAGAAAACUAAACCGCACUUAACGCAAUUCUCUUUAACUUUUAGCUCAAUGUCGUGGCAACUGCAGGCGUACCCGAAGUAAACACAACCGGCGUUUACAACGCCUCCCAUUGCAUAAACAACACACUAAAUCAUGCUUUCAAUGGAACGAGCCACAUUUUAAAGUGUUUUGUUACGAAGAAAGAAUUCGUUUCGCCAAGUAGCGAAUACUGGAAUAACAAUGUUUUACAUUUGACUGAUGGGAUUGACGAGGUCGGAGAACUCCGCUGGCAGCUUGUGAUAUGCCUAAUCCUCGCCUGGAUUUUGGUGUAUUUCUGUUUGUGGAAGGGUAUCAAAUCCUCUGGAAAAGUGGUGUAUUUUACUGCCACGUUUCCAUACCUUAUUUUGGUGGUCUUGUUUUUCCGUGGUGUUACCCUUCCCGGGGCUUCCAAGGGUAUUAUCUAUUACAUCAACCCAGAUUUUAGCAAGUUAGGUGAUGCUGACGUGUGGGUGGCAGCCGCCACUCAGAUCUUCUACUCGUUGGGUAUUGGUUUUGGGUCUUUGGUUACCUAUGGAAGUUUUAACCAGUACAACAAUGACUGCGUUAAGUGAGUUAUUAUGUAUACAUCAUAUCACUCAACUUAUUGUGUCUGAUAAUGCGUGUAGUUCAGCAGAGAUGGAAAAAGCAUCGGAACCUGAUUCCCAGAAAUUUUGGGAACCUUGAUAGCUAAUAGAGCGUUUGCACAUGACGUCACAGCCGCCAUAUUGGUGUUCCAAUUCAAAAGAAUUUUAAUUAGACUCUUUUGUCUGGAACGCCAACAUGGCCGCCAUUGCUUUUGUUGAGUUGGUCGCUGGGGAAUCUCUAUUCUGAAAAUUCCACUGAUUGUACAUUUGAAUUGUUGAACAUCUAAUUAUUAUUGACAUUGAAGUGGCUGAAUACCUAAUUAAUCUAUUAAACCGAUACCUAAAUUACAGCAGAACAGUUUCAUCGAAAAUAUUCAUAUAGCCGGCAGUGGGAAAUUUGUUUUUAGUCCUGCAAGACUUUAUUUAUUUAUUUACUAGCUUUGUCAUAAAUGACUAGUGAUCCCUACAGGGCUUAUUGCCCCCAUUCACAGAGUCCCUUAAACUAAACAUUUACUUCAAUUACAACAUAUUUUAUCUACAAGGCUCGACAAAAGACGACACGAGUGACAUUUAACACAGACAGUUUUAAACGAUUGUGGUACAUUAAGUACUAUUUAUAAGACGAGUAGGAGUGUUUUAUCAGAUAUAUAACGCGAGGCGCAGCUGAGCGUUAUAUAUCUGAUAAAACACGACAACGAGUGUUUUGAAUAGCUUAAAAUACGACUACAAAAGAAUACUAAUUAGGAUGAACCAUAGUAUAAUCAUGCUAAUUAAGAUGAACAAUUAUAUAAUGCCACAUGUGUUUUACCAGAUAUAAAGUCACUCCACGUGACAUAUUAUGGCUGACAUGAUUUGCCACAAGGUUUAUGAAUUAUUUAUUUUAAUGUCAUAUAUAAGUUCAGUCAUUUCGUGAUAAUAUUUCAGUAAUAUAAGUUAUAUAACUACUAUGAGUACUAUCAUGACUACUUCAGGAUUUAUCAUGUAUGCCUUAUCAGUCAAGACAUGUUGCUGCACACAUAAUCUAUGUUAUUUUUCCCUAUGUAUUGUAAUCUUUUGCAGAAAAUUUUGAACCCUAAGCCCAGGUUCCCAGAACGAGAAAACAUUUUCCAUCUCUGUAAUCCUGAACAACUCCUUAAAACUACGUUAUUUUUCCUUGCGCAUGACAUUGAUCUCUUGUUGUAUUUCAGGGAUGCGGUGAUUGUAACAAUCAUCAACUGCAGUACGAGUAUUUUCGCGGGUUUCGUGAUCUUCAGCGUGUUAGGUCACAUGUCACUUAUCCUUCACAAAGAUGUGUCCGAAGUCGCGCAGUCAGGGCCUGGGCUCGCCUUUGUCGUAUAUCCAGAAGCCAUUGCGCAAAUGCCAAUCUCGCCUCUCUGGGCUCUGUUGUUCUUCUUCAUGUUACUAACGCUGGGUCUUGAUACACAAUUCGCCAUGAUGGAAGCGGUUGUCACCGGAUUGGUGGAUGAGUACGGCAAGAAGUUGCGUCAGAAAAAGGAAUUGGUUAUUUUGGCGUUGUGUGUUGUCGCGUUCUUCUUUGGGCUCACAAAUAUUACUGAGGUUCGUAGCACCAUACAUCGCCAUCGUGUGCUUUGCUGGAUAUGGUGGUCUGGAAGUCCGACAAACGUCAAAGCUAGAAAAUAGAAAGCUUUUGUUUGAUAUUGAAUUCCACCUCAACGUGCACAAAUCCUUUGUCUCAACUUCAUUAGAGCUGUGCGGUUAACCGAAAAAUUCAGUUCUUCCGGUACUUUUUUAGCACCGAAAAAUUAUACGUAAUUAGCUAUCCCUCAGCUAUCCCUAUUGGACGAUUACUUCAUUAUGCGAAAAUACAAUGAACUCAAUCACCGUGACCGUGCACAAAUUAACAUUAACUCCGACAAAAACAUAAUACAAUGACUUCUAUUAAGUUUCCAGACUAUCAUAUCUUGAUAGACUAUGAAAAAAACAACCAGCAACGACCAUAAUUAAGCAGGAUUUUCGUCCACCACAAGGCUAAUAUGUGGCUAAUAUUCAUUGCAGAGUGGUGCGUAUGUGCUGAAUUUGUUCAAUAUCCAGUCAGGCGGUAUCUCACUGCUGUUCCUAGCUUUCUUCGAAGUGAUCACUAUAUCUUGGGGCUACGGUACCGAUCGAUUUGUUAGCGAUAUUGAACGAAUGGUUGGCAGGAAAAUUUUACCAUGGUGGGCUUUCGCGUGGAAAUUUUUAUCGCCUGCUGUCAUAUUAGGUAAGUAUGAGAGUAGGCUAGCCAUUGCAUUUAAAACAUGUUUCAUAUUUCAUUUAGGGAUACCAAUUUAGAAAUGAUGGAUACAUAGGGUGAACUCGGAGACUGCAUACCUCUGCCAGAGAAUUAAGUUAUGUGCCAUGCAUAAAUUAUACAAUGGGCUAAUUACGUAUUCAGCUUACUCAUCCACAUUUAACCACAAUUUGAUCAAUUUAUCCUUGAGCAAUGUCCAUUAGUCCUAUAAAUGUUCUUAUUAGUACGUUUGAUAUUUUUCAAGUUAUAGACUAAACAGACAAACACACACACACACUUAAUGAGUGUGUAUUCUAAAAGCUCACUCGCACUCAAUGAGUGGAGGUUCAAUCUGAGCUUCCCUAUUGUGUCAGUGCUGUUUUUAAAUAGCUGGAGGGUGAGUAGUCACAUAGUAAGGUACGACACUAACCAUCCAGCUUUUCAAAUUUUAAAACAGCACUGACACUCAAGAAAAGCUCAGAUUGAACCUCCACUCAUUGAGUGUGAGUAAAGCUUUUAGAAUACACAGGCGUAACACUUACAAACGCGGAUGAAAACAUACCUUCCUGGCGGAGGUAAUGAACACAUUACCACAGAACAAAGACAAACAGCCAUGAUUCGCAAUGAUUCGUCAUCAAAAUGCUGACACCAUGGUCCUAGCCAGUUGCGCUUAUGAGAGGCAUUCACCCCCUGGACGCCCACCAUUUUGAAUAUUAUCAGGGGGGUGAUGUCUCUUAUAAGCGCACUGGCUACAUUGAACUAUAAAUAAACUGGAAGGCUAACUCAGGGGGGGAAUUGAAGCCAGUGCAUUUUAGUUUUUCUGAGUUAUGAGCAGAAAUACUCAACACUGAACGUUGGGCUACAUAUCAAAUUGAAGCUAUUGAAAAACUCUAUUUGGUGUAGAAAUUUCAAGACUUUAGCUAAAAGGGAAAUAUUGAAAAACUACAAACAUAAUUACCGAUAAUUUGCCGUUUUGCAGUUGUUUUUGUAUUUUUUAAAGAUUUUUCUUUUCGCUGAAGUCUUGAAAUUUCAACACCGAAUAGCAAUUUUCAAUAGCUUCAAUUUGAUAUAUAGCCCGACGUUUGGGGUCAAGUAUUUCUGCUCAUAACUCAGAAAAACUAUUUUGGCUUCAUCAAAUCAUAGGCCUUCAUCAUAGCAGUUAGCCUUCCAGUUUAUUUAUAGUUCAAUGACUGGCUAGGACCAUGGCGUCAGCAUUUUGAUGACGAAUUACGGUUACGCCAAAAUCAUAGGAAAAACCAAGAAGUCGGGCUUCUGUUUGUCUCUAUUCUGUGACAUUACCACCUAACGGAUGUAUAUAAUAAAGUUAGUUUCCAUGGCAACUAUAUCUUUAUUCUCUAUCCAGGCGUGUUUAUAUUCAGUCUGUACUCGUGGAAAGGUGUUUCGUAUGGAACAUAUCAGUAUCCUCCUGCAGCAGAAUUCUUCGGGUGGUUGUUGGCUCUUUCUUCCAUGCUCUGGAUCCCUGGAAUGGCUAUAUACAUGGUGGCGAAGGCUCCGGGCUCCACAUUCUGGGAGAAACUACGCAUGUCCUUUACCCCGAAUCAACAAAUCGCGAAAGAAAUCGAAAUUCGCGAAGGUUACACCGGAUGCAGUGGUGAAAUGGUCAUUGUAUAACAUAGUAAUGUAUUAGAUAGCUCAGUCCUGAUUAGGAGUAGAAUAUGAUAUAAUUAUGUUAUAAUAUCAUAGGUAUAAAGUUGUCGUGUUUUACAUAUUUUAAGAAUAGCAUCGUGAAUCACUGAACCUUAUAUAUCACUGAAGUAUUUGUUCUAUGAUUUAUUGAUUGUUGAGCUCCCUGUAAACAUUGAAAACACCAGGUUGAGCAUAUAGCACGUCCAAGUGUCGGUAAUAUUUGUAGUUAAAAUGUUUUUAAUUCAAUAUUUUAAUUAUAAUUUCGAUCAUAAGCCAUUUUUGAGUUUUUAACUGCGCAUAUACACUUGACUAGUCGGCUUACAGUACCACUGAAAAUUUUCAUGAAACGACGUAAGUUUAAUGAACUAAAUUAUAUACUAAGUCGGGAUGGAAUCGCUGCUGGUCAUAGCAUGUAUAUGAAAAUGCAAGAUUUGAAAUGUUCUUAUCAAAAUAUUCAACUAUUCAAUCAUCCGUUUUUGUUUUCCAAAUAGCACAAUAAAGGUUUGAGUUUGAUUUAAAAACUAUCAUCUUUUGGCUCUUUUGACUGUCAUGUUUGGCAAAAUAAAGAAAGGCGCACUUAAUUCCGAAAUAUUAAAUUUCUAUUUCUUUCUUAAUUGAAUUUUGUGUUAUAUAUAAGAUCAAUCGUGGUUAGCAAGAUUUAGGAGGAGCCUAUUGUAAAAAUCUUCUUAAAAAACUGUACUGAUAUUGUAUUAGUGGGUUAUAAUUUGUUAUGGAAAAUACAUAGAUCAAAGCAUAUAGACGAAACUAAGACAUAAUGUAUAGAUAAUUUACAAAUUAAGUCUUUUUAACUGUUCUUAAAAUACUUGACAAGUUUUUAAUGUCACGUUCAAACGUGUCGUGCUUAUCACGUUCCGAACCUAAUGUAGAUUACCAGAACAACCCUGGGUUAAAAUUUAACCCGCUGUUUUAGUUUAUGUAUUUCUGCACGUCUGUUUAUUUCAAAACUUCAGAGAAGAAAACUGCUACUGGUCCAGACAAGAUUUCUCAAGAAAUAUUUCCAAAUUUAUAAACAAGCUGUUGCGAAGUGGUUAGCACUAUUUUCCAUCCAGCAAACUGACCUGACGUCAUUUUCGGAAGAUAGAAGAGGUGUUAAAUGGCUAUGUAACUAACCCAAACCCUACCCCUACUCUAACCCUAACCGCAACCCUAACUCUGACCCUAACCGAAUUAAUAAAAAAAUCCCAAAAAAACGACUUUAGAAAAUCGAUAGGGCGGUUUGCUGGAUGGAAAAAAGUGCUAACCUUGGGAAGUUCGCUUUGAAUUUUAGGUUAACCUAGGGUCAAAGCUAAAAUUCGAGGAGCAUGUGCCUCUAUAGGUUUCCCCCGGUUCCUACGUCACUAAACUCUUUGGUUCGGCAGAUGAAAAGCGCGACAUUCGAACUAUCACCAAAACCGCAGAUCUUUCCUCUCGUCGUGUUUUCGUGUCAAAACAUUCAGAAAUGCAACUACAUUCCAAGAUAUGAUCUGGAAACCCGGCAAAUUUCAAGACCACAAAAUAAUAGACCUUUGAUGUCGAAGUGUACCUCAACGUGCACAAAUCCUUUGUCUCAACUUCCUAUUGACUAUUAUUCAUCGUGGUUGCAUGUUUCAUCUCAGCUAUCCUUCUUGGACGAUUUCUUCAUUCCACGAAAAUACUAUGAGCUCGAUCACCUUGUGCAAAAAUUAACAUAAACUGCGAUUCCCCAUCAUCGUAUCUUUAUAGACUAUGGUAAAAUCACUGAAAUCGACAAUUUGAAAAUGGCAGCAUCUGCCAGAAAUCGUGCUGAAAUUAGCGCAUUUCUGAAUGUUUUGACACAGCACUCUUGGACCCUUGGUUUUGGUAAUAGGCGUAAGAUCACAAUAUAGUGAAGAAUUAACUGAAAUAUAUACAUCGCAUAGUGUAUUAUUAUAGUAAGAACUAGUCUAUACUUAAGUGUAUUUAUAUAUGGUACGAUUAUAUAUAUAAUCCAUUGAAACGCAAUUAUCCAUAGAAACGCAAUUAAUGUAAAUUUUGAAAGUCUAAAAUGAUCUAGUGAUUCAAUUUUACCAUUUAAAUAAUAUGUAUCGAUUAAUAAAACGUAAG
Molecule: messenger RNA, 8989 nt
Organism: Paramuricea clavata
Lineage: Eukaryota; Metazoa; Cnidaria; Anthozoa; Malacalcyonacea; Plexauridae
Source: the annotation of a GenBank genome assembly